CGCUCCAGCACCCCCGACAAGGCCGGGACAGCCACGCUUUGGGGCUGUGAGUUAAACCAGGAGAAGCGGACCUGGACCUUCAAGCCGCAGAAGGAGGGCAAGCAGGACUGUAAGGUGUUGCUCAAUACGAUUUGCCUGGGGGAGAAAGUCAAAGAGGAGAUGAACCUCGUGGAGAUCCUGCCCCCAGCAAGCCAGGAGGACAAGAGGACGAAGCCCAUCAUCGUCGCCUCGCUGCAGGCCUCUGUGCUGCCCAUGGUCAUGAUGGGCCUGGAGCUCUCUCCUCCAGUCACUUUUCAGCUGCGGGCUGGCUUGGGACCCGUGUUCCUCAGUGGCCAGGAAUGUUAUGAAAUUCCAGAACUCUCCUGGGAGGAAGAGGAGGAGGAAGAGGAGCAGCAGUCAGAGGAAGAUGAUGACGAUGACGACGAUGAUGAUGAAGAGGUGUCCCUAGAGGAGACCCCUGUCAAAAAAGGCAAGAGGCUGGCGUCCCAGAAGCAGACAAGCGUUGCCAAGAAAAAAAAAGUGGAAAAAGAAGAGGAGGCGGCAAGACCCAGUCUCAAAGGCAAGAGCCCUGUGAACAAGGCCAGAUACACCCCCAAAGUAAGGAAGCCGGUACCCAAGAAAUGAGAAGCCAGGAGUGCAUGGCCUCCGUGAUGGGGGAGGGCCUGCCUGGCCACCAUGCACCGCGGGCCUUCCUGGGAUGCACUGUGGGCCCAGGGAAUAUCCCCCCCGGCCCUCAACCUGAGUCUGAAGGUGAUGGAGCUGUUGGGGGGCAACACAAGAGCCCCUCACCCCAACUCACUGGAUUCAGCAGGACCUGGAGGGAAGAACCCCAACCUCAGGGACACAAUAAAGUUUGCUUUGCCAAGA
Myotis brandtii (Brandt's bat) is the source of this 867-nucleotide messenger RNA. It is a transcript of the gene NPM2, whose product is annotated as nucleophosmin/nucleoplasmin 2. NCBI's taxonomy places the organism in Eukaryota, Metazoa, Chordata, Mammalia, Chiroptera, Vespertilionidae. The annotation marks the transcript as partial. The transcript is spliced from 8 exons. Gene Ontology annotation, molecular function: chromatin binding; RNA binding; histone binding. Gene Ontology annotation, cellular component: nucleoplasm; cytoplasm; nucleolus. Gene Ontology annotation, biological process: positive regulation of DNA replication; chromatin remodeling. The record is from RefSeq and is a predicted model, not a curated record.